Messenger RNA from Macrosteles quadrilineatus (aster leafhopper), 6077 nucleotides. It is a transcript of the gene Pi3K59F, whose product is annotated as phosphatidylinositol 3-kinase catalytic subunit type 3. Gene Ontology annotation, molecular function: 1-phosphatidylinositol-3-kinase activity. The coding region runs from base 288 to 2918 and encodes 876 amino acids. The record is from RefSeq and is a predicted model, not a curated record. Gene Ontology annotation, cellular component: endosome; phosphatidylinositol 3-kinase complex, class III, type I; peroxisome. Gene Ontology annotation, biological process: autophagosome assembly; phosphatidylinositol-mediated signaling; phosphatidylinositol-3-phosphate biosynthetic process. NCBI's taxonomy places the organism in Eukaryota, Metazoa, Arthropoda, Insecta, Hemiptera, Cicadellidae. The transcript is spliced from 2 exons.
UUCUAUUUCUCUUCUCUCUCAGCAAGUCAUAAAAUUGAUAAGUUAUAGAAAAAGUUUUUUACUGACUCUGUAAUCAGUCCUGUUGAUAUGUAGUCUUUAAUUUCUUCACUACAUGAAGGGUGUAUUUUCCUGCUAGGCCUAUAAAACAUAUUCAACAAUUUUCAAAGGACAAAGUUCCAAAAUCGCUCAUUGAGCCAAAGAACUGAUGAUUUGAUGUUAUAAGGUGAGUUUCAUUCCAUUCAAUAUACAAAGUAUAUAUUGACUAUUUGGAAUCCUAUUAAAAAACAAUGAAGACACUUGAUGAAUAUCUGUACUGUGUUUAUAGCUCCUCUCUUGAUUUGAAAAUUCAGAUAAAAAUUGGUUCUCUGAAAGGAGUUCAUCCGGUGCCAGAAUAUAACCAAAUACUUGCAGAUCCAAUGAUAAAAUUUUCAGGACUUCAUGAGAAAUCGAGUGCAGAUCUGAUGGUAGAAUGUCAGGUGUUUUCUGGUGGGAGGCCCAUUUCACUCCCUGUGUACACGGCUCAUAAAGCCCCCUCUCCUCCAUUCUCAACUCGCUGUGAUUGGAUCACCCUUCCUCUCAAGUACAGUGACCUCCCUCGUGAUGCUCUACUAGCCAUCACACUGUACGACUGUGUGGGAGCUGCGUCUCUCAAGCCUGUCGGGGGAACAACUAUAUCAUUCUUCAGCAAGCAUGGAGUGUUCCGUCAGGGAAUGAUCGACUUGAGAGUGUGGCCAGACUGUGUGGCUGAUGGCAGUCCACAAAGCUCCACUCCUGGUAAAGCUUGCCACGACGGUAAAAAACAGAUUAUAAAAUUAGCUAAACUAGCAAAGAAACAUCGAGACGGUCACUUGCCUGAAGUUGAUUGGUUGGAUAGGCUAGCCUUUUGUAAAAUAGAACAUUUCAAAGAGCUGGAGAAAAGAAGUUCUGAUUACUUGUACCUGAUGGUCGAGUUUCCUGAAUUCACCUAUCACGGAACUAAAUACUCUGUGAUAUUUUAUGAGCAGGAUGGGGACGAGUUGUACCAGUUUAGAGACCAUCCCGAUAUUGUUCUUGUGCCAGAUUCUGAAGUAUUGCAGGAGAAUCUGGUAGAGAACAAACAUCACAAUCUGACCCGUAGUUUACAUAGAGGAAUAUCUGAUAAAGAUGCAAAACCUAAUGCAAUAAUUAGAGACAAACUGAAUGCAAUUGUUGCUUACCCACCAACAAAGCAACUGACUACAGAAGAACAGGAUUACAUUUGGAAGUAUCGAUUUUAUUUGAGCACUCAGAAGCAAGCCUUAGCAAAAUUCUUGUAUUGUGUGAACUGGGAAUUGACUGUAGAGGCUCGUCAAGCAGUAGAUAUGCUUCAGCAGUGGGCUCCGAUGGCCGUGGAAGAUUCUCUACAAUUGUUGAGUCCAGCUUUCAAUCACCCUGCAGUACGAAGAUACGCCAUCUCUAGGCUGCAACAGGCGUCAGAUGAUGAUUUACUGCUAUAUCUACUCCAGCUAGUCCAAGCUCUCAAGUAUGAAGACUUUUAUGAAAUUAAUGAAGCCUAUAAAAAAAUGCAGAUUAAAGAUUCUUAUUCGAGUGACGGUGAACAAAAGGAAAUGUCCGUUUCUUGCAUGAGCAAAUCUCAUGAUUCCCUCAAUAGCAAGAGCAACUCUGAUCUGGAAAGUGAAGAUAAGAAUCUUGCUACAUUUUUAAUACAAAGAGCCUGCCACAACUGUACGUUAGCCAAUUACUUUUAUUGGUACCUGAUUACAGAGUGCGAAGAUCAAGAGGUGACUGUAGAACAAGAAACCAAAGUGAGAGAAAUGUAUCUUACAGUGAUGCGUAUGUUUCAAGAAACAUUGCAAAAUGGGCCUUUAGAAUGGCAGAAGCAGCAGCAAGUACUGCAGAAACAGGUAUUGCUGGUAGACGAACUAGUCAAAUUGGUAAAGAGCGUGCAACGAGAAAACACCAACCGGAAAAAGAAAAUUGAACAACUACAAAUGCUGUUAGCUGACAGCGAAGCAUUUAAAAUUAAUUUAGCUGAUUUUGAUCCAAUGCCUUUCCCGUUAGAUCCUCGCGUUUGUAUUCGUGGUAUAGUUCCAAAUAAUGCUAUCCUGUUUAAAUCUGCAUUGAUGCCAUUGAGGCUGACCUUCAAAACGACAGAAGGAUCUGAAUAUGUUGCGCUCUUUAAGCACGGGGAUGACUUGCGCCAAGACCAGUUCGUCUUGCAAAUAAUAACCUUAAUGGAUAAACUGCUGCGUUCAGAGAAUUUAGACUUGAGGCUCACACCUUACAGAGUAUUAGCUACUGGAACAAAACACGGAUUUGUUCAGUUCAUAAAUUCUUUGACAAUUGCAGAAGUGUUGACGUCAGAAGGAAGCAUUCAGAGUUUUCUGCGAAAGAGACAUCCUAGUGAAAACAGUCCGUAUGGCAUCGCUCCAGAUAUAAUGGACACUUACAUCCGCAGCUGUGCCGGCUACUGCGUCAUAACAUACAUCCUGGGAGUAGGUGACAGACAUCUGGACAACCUCCUUCUGACCACCACAGGGAAACUGUUCCAUAUAGACUUUGGCUAUAUCUUGGGGCGCGAUCCGAAACCUUUCCCUCCUCCCAUGAAAUUGAGCAAGGAAAUGGUGGAGGCGAUGGGUGGAACAGAUUCAGAAUAUUACCACGAGUUCCGUAAGCUCUGCUACACUGCGUACCUGCACUUACGGAGAAACGCCAACGUGAUACUCAACUUGUUCUCGCUGAUGGUGAAUGCCAAUGUUCCAGACAUAGCCCUAGAACCUGACAAGGCUCUCAAGAAAGUUCAAGACAAGCUGAGGCUGGACUUGGGAGAUGAAGAAGCUGUCCAAUACUUCAAACACUUGCUGGACAUAUCAGUAACUGCUGUCAUGGCCAUUCUAGUAGAUCAGCUGCAUAAGUUUGCACAGUACUGGAGGAACUAAUGUUCAAUUUUUCUAACUGAUUCUAAACUUAAAAUUCUAAUGAUAUAUAUCCAUACAAAUUCAUGUAAAAAAUGUGUAGGAAUAUUGUAAAUAGCAUAUCUGUUAAUUUAUUUUGUUAAUACUCACCUAAGUAAGUUGCCUCAAUAGUAGUGAUUAAGUUAAUUGAUAAUUGAGUGAUUAUUUUUUCAUUUACAUUUCUAGAAAUCAGUCUACAGCACGAAUACUAGAAGAGACACAGUAUGGAUCAUAAACAUUAACAAAUUACUAGAGAACCCGUGCGGCUCAAUGAGCCGCAUAGUACGAAACAUAACACCGAGGAGAGCAUUAUGCUUAAAUUCAAGUAUUUUUAGUUACAUCUUAGAGUUGUUUGAAAACUUGUUAGAAAAUUAUUUUGAAUAACUCUAUUUGCGUCGUCAAUGUUCACCUACAUUCUUUCUGCUCUCAGUUUUUACUCAUAACUUUUAAUGUAAGCUAAACGUUCUGCUUCAAUUUGAGUUAACAUGUUGCAACAAUGUUUUUCCAGCAUUAAGAAUUGAUGAAAACGGUUGCCUUACUGAUAACCCGUGUUAAGUAAUUUAGUUGGGGUUUUUUAGUUUGUUAAUUUUAUUUGAGACAUCCUCCUAAACCAACGGUUUUUUCGUAUAGAAUCUCGAAAAGUCUCCGGAUUACCAACUGGACAGCCAUAAUCUGCUUUGAAAGCAGCAACACCAUUGAAAGUUGGCUCAGUCUCAGUAUAUGCCUCGCAUCAGAACUGUCUUACGUUGUUCAGUGGAGUUUCUGGGGUUCUCUUAAUACCUGUCCCAAAGUUUUGAAAGUAUGGAUUCGUUUGUCUAAAUAGGUUAGUUAGCUCUUGUAGCUAUAAGACUUGGAUAGCAAUUGCAACUUUCUCUUUUUGAACAGCGUAUAUUAUUUGCCUUAGAAUCAUAAAAAUAAACUUGAUUGUCCCUACUCGAUCGUUGAAUACAUAAACACUAAUUCCUUCACUUAUGUUUGGUCUAAUAUUGCCACUAAAGCUUUCAAUAGCAACUUCUUAUUUUUGACUUGAAAUGUCUGGAUUGUGUUGGUGAAUUUUCUACCUCUCUUUUUCUACUCUCCUCAUACGCAUAAGAUAUCUCAUUAUUAAUUGUCUCAUCCUCCCGUUUUCAAUAUUUCUUAUUUGAACUUGAGGCGUUUUCUGUUCUUCCAACAAAACUGAUUAACUGUUUAACUUGUAUUGCAAACAUUAAUAUUUACUCCCAAAAAGCUAAUGAGUUUCUUUUUAUAAACAGCUGUUUUUGUUUUUAAAUUUGUUCUAUGUAUUUCUUAUGGGGAAAACCCGACCUUUGAGAGGGUCUCACGCCCUUAAGAGUUGGCAUUUAAAAAUUCUAAAACCUUAUUGCAAAACUGCAUAUUGAGACGAAUUUUUUGACACCUUAAACGUUAAAAUUGGUCCGCAAAUAAGGGAGGAGUUGCGUUAACAAAAAACGGCUUCACGUAUUAUAUAUAUAGAUGUUACUUGCCAGAAAGUUAUCAUUAUUCAACACUAGUUGGCCCGACAGACGUCGUCCUGUCCUAAUAUGGUUUUAUGUCAAUGCUCGUUCAUUUUCAAGAUGAGCUCAUUUGCAUGGCUCAAUCACAUCCUGGUGAAGCUCGUUUGCUACGCUUACUCACCUUUAGGUUGGAGCAAUGCUAUUGAACAUCACAGAAUCAAAUUGUUUAGUUGAACCAGCUGUUAAGAUUCUUUAAUUCCAUUUAAAUGUGAGAGUACUCAUAAGGUUAACAUGGGAAACUCCAGAACCACUGGGGCGGAGCCCUUUUGACGGAUCUGCACCAAACUUCACACAAACCACCAUUGAAUAAUGCUUAAUAAUGCCUGAAAGUUUCAUUACAAUCUGUCAAGCGGUUUCGGAGUUCAUAAAGGACAAACAUACAUUGGAUUUUAUAUAUAUAGAUUGCUUAACAUUGCUUAACUGUCUAAACCAUAUGUUAAUAGUAGUAUAGGUUUCGGACCAGUUACGUUAUUUUUUUAUGCUUAUGAUCCAUAGUUACCAGCUUCUGUUCUCAUUUUGUAAUCUAAAAAUUUUUUAUAACCUUAUUUUUUACAGUAUUUUAUAAUUUAAUCAGUUUUAAAAUGAAACAAAACGUUGUCCUUGUUUUCAGACAUGAUUUGAGGUAUCUUUCCGUUGUUAAUACUAAAUACUUCCCUACUAGUCGUGAUUUAUUGUGUUGCCAAAAAUAAAUAUUGGAGUAGGAAAUAUCAAUUUGAAUUUUUUACGCAAAGUUAACAUUAAUUUUUCAUAUGAAUAUUAUAUUAGGAGCUGUGGUGUUAUUUCCUGUAAAAUAUCACUCUCCUAAGCUAACAAAUAGUCUCGCAAAUAACUGUAGAUUGAGACGUUCUAUUCCAAAACUCAUUUAUCAAAAAAGUUUUUGAUUUUGAGAUGUUGGCAUCAUUAAUUUGGAGUAUUAAUGGAUUUGUUGACUUUUAACAUUAAACGUUUUCAAAACUCACUUUUUCCAUUUCUAAUUAAAUGUAGAAAGUCAGGUUUCCAAAACUAACUUAUUUUAAGGUCCUUGUUGUUCCAUAAUUCACUCAUUACAACCUGCCUAUCAAAAUGCUUUAUCUUCAUCACAUUUACCUGAAAUUGCUGCUUUCCAAAACUCUCUCUUUCCAUCUGGCCAAUAAAGUUGCUUCAAAUUGCCAUGUGACUCUACUACUGCCAAAGAAUGACAUGCUAAAACUCACUCAAUACAAUGGUAUCAUGCUAAAACUCACUCUUUACAGGCGUGUCAUGACAAAACUCACUCAGUACAAUGGUAUCAUGCUAAAACUCACUCUUUACAGGCAUGCCAUGACAAAACUCACUCCUUACAGAUUUUUAAGCUCAAUUUCAGGCAAACAGCUUGUCGUAAAUAGAAAAUAUAAAUGUUUCAAAAGGUUCCAGAGAUAAUUUGCUACCAAAGUAACCCCCUAACAACUAAAAAACAUUAUAAUUAUAAUCAAAAAACAAGUUUUUUUUAGUUAGUGUAAAGUUUGCUAAACUGCAAUGAGUGAGUUUUGGAAUGGAAUGCCUCAAUUGUAUGUACUGUAUAUGUAAAGGUUUUUAUUGAUUUGUAUAAAGUGUAGAAUGUUGUUAGGUAUAAAUAAAUAAUGAAAUGUAAAUAUAGUAAUAAAAAGUUGAA